Mycena citricolor is the source of this 1088-nucleotide messenger RNA. Lineage: Eukaryota; Fungi; Basidiomycota; Agaricomycetes; Agaricales; Mycenaceae. The record is from the annotation of a GenBank genome assembly.
CGGAGACCUUCAGAUCCAAAACUACAAGGUUACAUACAUACAACAAUCAAGGUCGGGGGUUCAGACAAGGGUCCAGGAGGAUCAAGUAAACGCUAGUCGUCGCAUAAGGGAGCAAUGCCGAGUUGCUGCUCAGAUGCUCCGGCUUUCCUAGCCAAGACACCGUGCAUCGUUUAAAUGUCACAUUUUCGGGUGCGCCAUCCCCUCUGACACCGCAUCUUUACCAAGCAGGGGGGAGAGCAACAGGACAGUUGUGCAGCGUGUACCCUUCUGCGCAACUCCCACCCUCAAGAACUCGCCGCUGCGCUCAUCAUCAAAGCCUGGCAUUCAACGCGUUUCUUGUUCGCACCAGAUGGUAGUGCGAUAUCGCAACAUGAGAAAGAUCGAUGGUGGUGGUGAUGACAAGUGGAAGGAAGCACUUGUGACUGCGCGACGCGUCGAUGACGCUACGCAGAAACGCCAUCAAACACGCGUUGUUCUUGCACACCCAAGCGACCGUGUGGACCUGAGACGCCUCGCCUCUGCCGUGUAAUCAUCUCGUGAAAUAAGGACGGAAGAACACUCGCAUCGACCGCGGAACUGAUUGACCAGCAAUUACCGAGUUUAACCCACUAGCUCCCUCAGCCUUCAACGAAUCAUGGGCGAUACCGCAACGCUCCGCCGGCAAUUGAAGAUCAAGACAGGCGUAAUUCUUCGCCUGAAGAAGGAGAAUGAGCUGUAUCAGAAGGAGGCCGUGGAUCUCCAGGUCAAGAAGGACAAGAUGGUCGCUGAGAACGGUGACGAGUGGGAGAUCAAGAACGCGGCAAGUAUAUCGCUACAACGAGGCAAGAUGCAGGAGGAAACAGCGAAGAUGAUCACAGAUUCUAAGGAGCGACUCGCAAGAUCAUUCGGCGAGCUUCGGGAUCUUGUGAUGCUCGCGAAGAAGGAACCUGAACUUGUGGAGGAGGAUGAAUUUCUCAAGGCUGAAGAAGCACUCGAAGAGGCGGCGCUAUAGUCUGGACGAAAACAAACGGAUUACCAGCUCAUGACUAUAUUCUGCGUGUGGCUGUAGCUUGGCGUCUUGGAGUGUGCGGCACCUGGACAGUAGCUUU